This is a messenger RNA of Aureobasidium uvarum, 2670 nucleotides long. The record is from the annotation of a GenBank genome assembly. Lineage: Eukaryota; Fungi; Ascomycota; Dothideomycetes; Dothideales; Saccotheciaceae.
AUGUUCUCGUCAGCGCUCAAGUCGUUCACCUCCAACAUCGGCUCCAACUACACCAUCGCUCCGCAACCCAGCUCGACCUCUGGACCAUGGAAGAUCUUUGAUGCCAAGAAAAAGUCGACCGGCAAAGCUGCCUCGGUCUUUGUGUUCGACAAGAAGUCUCUCGAACCAACAGCCAGUUCUCUAGGAGGAGGUCGUGGGAACUCAUCGUCCAUCAAACGAGCCCAGGAGGAGGUCAUCGAUCGUCUGAAGAAGGAGGCAAGCUCUCUGGCUCGUCUGCGACAUCCCAGUGUCUUGGAAUUGGCCGAACCUGUCGAGGAGACGCGUAGUGGUGGUCUCAUGUUUGCGACGGAACAAGUCACGGUCUCUCUUGCUGCUUUGCUGGCCGAAAAGGAUGACCAAGAAAGAUCAGGCCGAAAUGCUGGAAGAGGCAGCCGUUAUGUUGUCCGCGGGAACGAUGGUCAAGACGAGAUCCGCGAACUCGAACUGGACGAGCUGGAGAUACAAAAGGGUCUCCUGCAGAUCGCAAAAGGCUUGGACUUUCUACACAACAGCGCAAAGCUGGUUCACGCCAACCUGACACCAGACGCCAUCUUUGUCAAUGCAAAGUCGGACUGGAAGAUCUCGGGCUUGGCCUUCUCGACCCCUUUCUCCGAUUCUGUCUCGUCACCGUCUCUGUCUCUAUCCGAAGUGUUGAACCAUGAUGCUCGACUUCCUCCUUCGGUACAGCUAAGCCUCGACUACACCUCUCCCGAUUUUGUGCUGGAUAACAACAUCAAUCCCUCGGCCGAUAUGUUCUCGCUGGGUCUCCUCAUCAUCGCCCUCUACAAUUCUCCACACCGCAGUCCCAUCGAGACACAUGAAAGUCUCUCGGCCUACAAACGUGCCUUUUCCUCAUCCUCUUCUGUACCCAACCAGACAAACAACUUUCUCUCAUCUGUGCCGCUACCAAAGAACCUUUCAUCCGAGCUUCUGCCACGCCUGAUAACUCGACGUCCUGCACAACGACUCAACGCCAUGGAGUUCCAACAGGCCCAAUACUUUGACAACAUUCUCGUAUCCACUAUUCGCUUCCUGGAUGACUUGCCGGCCAAGACACCCAACGAGAAGGUUCAGUUCAUGCGAGGUCUUGCAAAAAUCAUGCCACAAUUCCCAAAAUCAGUCCUGGAGAGAAAGCUCUUACCUGCUCUGCUAGAAGAAAUGAAAGACCGCGAACUGCUGGCUCCGAUUCUGUUGAAUGUUUUUGCCAUCAUCAAGGCCUCGCCAUCAGGGAAGCGUGCUUUUACAGAGAAGGUCAUUCCGAGGUUGCGUGAUAUAUUCCUUGUGCAAUCGAACGCGAAAUCUCCUGCUGAGCGUGACACUACAAAAGAGGCUGGCCUGAUGAUCGUGCUCGAGAACAUGAAAGUUGUGGCUGACAACUGCUCUGGCAAGGAGUUUAGAGAUGACAUUCUUCCCAUCAUCGCUCUGGGUCUUGGAUCUCCAACUCACGCCGUUGUCGAUGCCGCUCUUUCCACAUUACCUUCAGUUCUGCCUGCCCUCGACUACACCACAAUCAAGAAUGAGCUGUUCCCUGUAAUCGCUGGUGUCUUUGCCCAUACAAAUUCGCUUGGCAUCAAGAUUCGUGGUCUUGAAGCGUUCUGUACUCUUUGCGGCGGUACUGCUGAGAAUGAGUCUGUUAGCGACGGUCUUGAUGGUGUUUCCAUUUCUCACGACUCUUCCAAACUCGGUAGCAGCCAAGUGCUCGACAAGUUUACCAUUCAGGAGAAGGUCGUGCCUCUGAUGAAGGGAAUCAAGACAAAAGAGCCCGGUGUUAUGGUCGUAGACUCCGACUUCCUCGCCAUGGAAGCCCUACCCAUCCUUUGGAGCUUCAGUCUCGGACCCCUUCUCGAUCUUGAGCAGUUCCAGGCUUUCAUGACUUUGAUCAAGAAUCUCUCAUCACGUAUCGAAAGAGAACAUACUCGUAAACUGCAAGAGCUGGGCUCGAGCAAUGGUGCCGGGUCAGCGAGAUUGGGAGCAAAGCAGCCCUCUGCUUUCCAGUCAGGCACGACGACCAAUGGCGGCGAAGGAACCGCAACUCCAGACAUCAUGAACGAUUGGGGUCCGCCUGCUGCCAAACCUGCCUCGACCCAGCCACCAACUACAUCGCAAGGCUCACCCUUCUCAACCUGGACAAGUGCAGCACCAGCCCAGACUUCUCGAUUGACCUCUCUACAACCUUCAGCCAACCAGCGCACAGUAACGCCAGAUCUCAACACUUCCUUUGCCGCACUCACACCCGCAUCGCCGUUCAACGCACCACUACAACCUUCAAACCCCAACUUCACAUCUCCACCUCUCAACCGCGCAGCCAGCAACACUGCUUCUUCGAUAAACUGGUCAGCGGCAAGCACAACCCCGAAUGCUAAAUCAACAUGGUCAUCACAGCAAAGACCCACGAAUGGCGGUAGUUUUCCUCCGCCCACCCAACGGCAAUCUUCGUUUACUAUUGCCCCGCCGCCGAGCUUCAAGACGCCAGCGCCUGGGACGGCGAAUGCGUAUUCUGGGGUUUCGAUGCCGGUGAUGCAGCCGCAACAACAGCAGCAACAGAGACAGGCGUUGCAGCAACAGACGCAGCAGCAAAAGGCUGCGGCACCGCAGAGUAGUGGGUUGGACAAAUAUCAGAGCUUGAUUUGA